AUGGUUGGGUUAACCGGUUUAGCGUUCCGGUUAAAGCUUCCGGUAAAUUACCGGAUAUAUAACGUAUUCCCGGCAAAUUUGUUGCGGGCGUUUAAAAAAAGGCCCGGCAAAAAACCAAAAAAUAAAAAACCAAAAAUCGAAGGAAAAAAAAAGGAUCGUUUUAAGGUGGGAAAACCUCCAAAUGGUACGGCGGACGGGCUUAAGCGUUUAAAUAACGGCAAAUGCAUGUUAGCGGUAUUUAAAUUUAUUGGGGGGCGAAAAAAAAGCAUUUUAAAAUUAUUUAUUGGGGCAUUAAAAUUUAGCUGGUAA
Molecule: messenger RNA, 309 nt
Organism: Gaeumannomyces tritici R3-111a-1
Lineage: Eukaryota; Fungi; Ascomycota; Sordariomycetes; Magnaporthales; Magnaporthaceae
Exons: 2
Coding region: 1-309 (102 amino acids)
Source: RefSeq, a predicted model, not a curated record